Eptesicus fuscus (big brown bat) is the source of this 1006-nucleotide messenger RNA. It is a transcript of the gene SAP25, whose product is annotated as Sin3A associated protein 25. Gene Ontology annotation, biological process: regulation of DNA-templated transcription. The transcript has 6 exons. The coding region runs from base 60 to 947 and encodes 295 amino acids. NCBI's taxonomy places the organism in Eukaryota, Metazoa, Chordata, Mammalia, Chiroptera, Vespertilionidae. Gene Ontology annotation, cellular component: cytoplasm; nucleus. The record is from RefSeq and is a predicted model, not a curated record.
GGCAGCGAGGGGCCGAGCACAGAGGUGCGGCCCUGGCCUUCCCUUCCCCCAGGCGCGGCAUGUUGCCCUGGCCCUUUCCACGGUGGGACGCCGGCGAGGAGCAGGCGCCUGAGGAACAGGGCCCCUCACCGUUCGGUGACCCCGGCAAGGUUUGGAACUCUGGAGAAAAAGCCCUGGGGGAACCAGGUACACCCCCACAGCACAGCCCUCAGUUCCGGUCCCCAAGGCCUUCCUGGACCCGGACCCGGACCCGGAGAGAACAGCUGCGGGCCGCGCCCCGCUCAGGCCGGGUAGCUGAGCAGUACCCAGGAACCCCAGUUCCCUUUUCUCCCCAGAGGGCCUGGGGGAUGGCCCCGUCAAGAAUGACCCUGCUGGCACCAUGGGACCCCAACUAUGAGGCUAAAGCUGGUUCUCAGCUGGUGUGGGGACCCAGCUGUGCUUCCGGUGCCUCUUUCUCAAGCCGGACUUUGUGUCAUCCCUCCUUCUGGCCGCUGUAUGAGGCAGCCGCAGGCAGGGACCGCAGACGCCUGACUCCUGCAGCAGUCCAUCAGAAUGGAUUCCCGGUGAUGUGCCGUGAAGAUGUCUUUCUUUCAGACCCUCUGCUGCCCCCUGGGCAGCGUGUUCCCCUGUACCUGUCCGAAACCCCUCAGCAGGUGAUGGGCUCUCUGAAGCUGCUGCUCCCACCCCCUAUCAUGUCCCCCCAGGUCUGCCCCGCCCGGUCCCCUGGCUGCUGCACCACCUGGCUCAGUGGGCCUGAGCUGAUUGCCCUCACUGGCCUCCUGCAGAUGAGCCAGGGGGAGCCAAGACCUAGCUCCUCCUCAGGUUCCUCGGCAGUUCCCACCCCCCCUUCUGGUCCCCUAGACCCUGUCUCUGAUCACGCAGGCCCCAGUGGUUCUCACUGCACUGACCCAUCUCUCCCACAGACCCCAGAAACCAAUUGUCCAUAGCACCUCUGGGGGUACCCUGGGCGCCCUACUCCCUCAGGCAGUUCUGUUGUCAAUAAAUG